AUGGCAGACAAAGUGGGCUCCAGCGAUGAUGUCAACACAAGCUCUGUGACAGAAGAGAUCAUCUCACAUCAAGACCACAAGCAUCCCUUCUCAUUUCUACCUUCUCUUCCUGGUCUUCAUUUAUCUUUACCUUCCCCAGCCUCUCCUCCAUCAGAUCAGGCCUACCUGCAAGCAGGAGCCAUUUUCCAGCAGCUGCGGACAGAAAAGCCAGUAACGCAACAGAUUCUGCAUUAUGGGAAGAAGAUGGACACACCGCUACCAGAGAGAGGAGACAAGCCCACUCAGAGACAGGCCUACCAACUCGCCUUCAACACACUUAAAUACCGUGAUUUACUAGAGGACAUCAUUACUGACAGCUGCUUCCACACUUCUCAGCAUAUUUCCAGUGACUUGUUGCCGUUGGCGAUGGUGAUGCUGUUUGACUUCCAGGACCGAAGGUUUUUGUUGCGUGAACGUUCAACAAAGGAAGGGGAGGAGCUUUUCCAGGAAGUCAGGGACCUGGAGAGCAGUCUACAGAGGUGUAAAACCAAGCUGGCAGCAUCUUUAGCUCGCUGCAGAGUGAAACAGAAUCUGCAGAGCAUCUCUUGUUUUCUGUCUGAUCCUGUUAGGACCAAACAGCAUAGAGCAAAACAACUGCCACUCUAUGCGUGGGUCAAUACUCUCAAGACCAGUGUUGAGGAAGUGUGCGAAGCGUUACAAAGCACCGGCUUGUGUGAAGUGAAAAUCAUGACUGACCUCAGAGAGGCAACGUUCUGCAGAGACCCUCUCUGUCCAGACACACUUGUCUUCUCCCAACCGCUUCAUGCUCUGCUGCAGCAUAGCAGCCUCACAAGUACACAUGCACUUAACAUACAGGACAGGAGUGUGUGUGUGGCAGUGAGCGCGUUACGCCCCCUGCUGUUUGAUAACGGUGACGUCCUGGUGGUGGGGUCUUUCUCAGCUGUGACCGUGGCUCAUAUAUCUGUGGCGGCCGCUGCCCGCUCUGGCCGAGUGUUGGUGUGUGGUGCUGAUCUCCCUCCUUUACAGAUAGAGGAGAUACAAGAACUACUCACACAAAUGGACGUCAAAAAUGUGCGAGUCUUGUCAGAAGCCUUCUUUGGUCUGGAUGAGUGGAACGCCACCAUCCAGCGUUUAAAGGUCAUCAUAGUUCUGCCUCAGUGUUCGUCCUCCGCGCUCAAUGACCCUGUGCCAACCAUCCACAGUGAACAUGGAGACUGGGAUCUACUGCCAGACUUGUGUCACAGUUCUGUAUCCCGGAGCAAAAUACACACAAUGGCCACCCAGCAGGCACGACUGCUAGCACACGCUCUCUCCUUCCCAAAGGUUCAGACAUUGGUCUACUGCACACGCUCAGUGUAUCCUGAGGAAAAUGAACAACUGGUGAAAAGAGUUUUAGAGAAAACACACACGCACCCCAAACUGCUGCCCUUCAGGGUGAACGGUCCGAUUUUCCCAGACGAUUCCCAGUCAGGCACAGACACAACAGACUCCAAAUUCUUCAGGCUCAAAACAUCUCAGUUCACCAACGGCUGCUUCAUCGCACGGCUGUCCCGACAGGCGGAUCCCACUAAGGUAGAAACAGUCCACGACGUGCUGGCAAGGGCAGCAGCAAAGGGCCUCCUGGGUGGAAUAAUUCCUGAACAAUCAAAAACCACUAAAAAGGGGAAAAGCAAGAAGAACCGCCCCGCCUCACCCAGCAGCAAACCUUUAUUCCCUUCGAGCCAAGAGAGGCAGACAGGAAGGGAGCUUGUGAAUGGAGAAGAUCCAGCUGCACUUUCAGAACAUGAAGAGAAGAAAGGUGAAUGUGGUGAGGAGGGAGAGGAGGAAAAGGAGGAAGAUAAGGAGGGAAAGGGAGGAAAUAAGACCAGAGGGCUUAAAGGAAGUAAGCCAAAAGUCAAACGACGACCAAAACAAACCAACAGGACUACCACAGUCUCGAAGCAUUACCCUAAAAGCCAUAAGAAGAAAUCAACAAAGAGAAAAGUCAACCAAUCACAUCUCAAGAGGCGCCUUACAAAAAGUAAACCGAGAAGAAUACCUCGUCUUACACUGACGUUGAUGUCUUCUGCAAAACCUUCCAGCCACUUGUCUCCAAUCACAGCCCUGGCGCACAAGCUAAGUAAAAAUGCAACGAUUACAUCACAGCAGACGGUCUUUAGCACCUUUUCCCCUGCCAGUCCUGCUCCACCUGCUGCUCCCCAUGCAGCCUCCAAGCAGGUGCAGAAACACAACACUGAGCCUGAAAUAACAGCGAAAACAAUAAAGGAUGGAGCUAAACCAGAAAGUCAGUUUAAGGCCAGAGGAAAGGUGGUCAGGCCUAAAAUCGAGGUGGUGACAGAGGAUGUGUUGAAGCCUGCAGAUUUUGUCUUGCCACCCAUUUCGUCCCCAUCCCCCAGCUCUGUAAGCAGCAGGAGUGGUAGUUCUCUCUGUCAGCGUCCGUCCCGGACCUCCCACUCCCAGCUCGCCCAAACAUCCUUCUCGGUCUCUCUGCCUGGAUUAUACAAAGAUCAUCUUCACUGAUGUUGUGGUAAAUUAAAUUAUCGGCAUGCUCUGACACUACAGUCGGUGCGAUUAUAAAAGUAAAUUAUUUGAAAAUAUUUAA
Messenger RNA from Sander lucioperca (pikeperch), 2602 nucleotides. Its product is annotated as putative methyltransferase NSUN7. Bases 1 to 2520 code for a protein of 839 amino acids. NCBI's taxonomy places the organism in Eukaryota, Metazoa, Chordata, Actinopteri, Perciformes, Percidae. The record is from RefSeq and is a predicted model, not a curated record. The transcript has 13 exons. Gene Ontology annotation, molecular function: methyltransferase activity.